This is a messenger RNA of Theileria orientalis strain Shintoku, 2196 nucleotides long. RefSeq names its product DEAD-box family RNA helicase. Gene Ontology annotation, molecular function: RNA binding; ATP binding; RNA helicase activity. The record is from RefSeq and is a predicted model, not a curated record. Bases 1 to 2196 code for a protein of 731 amino acids. Lineage: Eukaryota; Apicomplexa; Aconoidasida; Piroplasmida; Theileriidae. Gene Ontology annotation, cellular component: nucleus. The transcript is spliced from 2 exons.
AUGAGAAGAAUAAAAUUUUUAGCACAACAUUACGAAAAAACAGGAAUAAUUAAACAAAAUCGACUUUUUCAAGGCGGAGAUCUUUAUGAAGAAACGAAACCAGUGAAAAAAAUUUAUCUGCCCCCGGGUCGUAGGAAUCCGCCUGCUGACUCCUCCUCAAAUUACAAGCCCUUUAAGAAUUACACGAAGAAUAAUGGUACGUUUAAUUAUACUCACACUUGUUUAUUAGCUUUUGUGCAAAGGAGGCAAUUUUUCUCGUCACAAGACGACCAGAGCGCUUCAUACGUAAGGAAUGAUAAAGCUAGCAGUUUUAGAGAUAAAGAAAACAAACCAUUUGAAUCACGCAAUUUUUCGGAUAACGCGCGUGAUCAAGUAAGUUCUACGAGCCAGAGUUCGACCCAUGCUGGCGACACCAUGGUUAAUAGAACUAUUCCUCUCGAAUCAAACGAGAGAACGUCAUUCAGCAGCCACGAAAAAAGUGUGCACGCGUCGACAGAUAGAAAUACAUCAUUCGGAACCUCAAGCAGCGUAGGAUCGAGCAGAUUCACAAAAGCGUUCGCGUCGCCGAAACCACCGACCUCAUGGGCAGUGCGAGGAGACAGACGCUACUACGAAGAGAAGGAAGCGGACAUAUUUGAGCCUUUGAAGAGCAGAAUGAGCACAGGAAUAAACUUUAACAGCUACGAUAACAUCCCAGUGCAGAUGACAGGACACCUGAGCAGUAGCAUAAAGCCGAUAGAAGAGUUCGACAGCGCAGUGCACCCAAUGCUGCUGUCAAACAUAAAAAAGGUUAACUAUAAUAAGCCGACGCCGAUACAGAGGCACUCGAUCUCAGUGAUUUUGGAAAACAGAGACCUGAUGGCGUGCGCACAGACAGGAUCAGGGAAGACAGCAGCGUUCCUGCUGCCAAUAGUGACGUGUAUGCUGAAAACAGGGCCGCCAAAAGCUCCAGCGUUGAACGCAAUGUACUCAAAUAAAGUGGCACUGCCAGUGUGUCUAGUGCUGUCGCCGACGAGAGAGUUGGCAGUGCAAAUAUACGCAGAAGCAAGGAAGUUUAACUUCGGCACAGGAAUAAGAACAGUGGUGCUGUACGGAGGCUCCGAGGUGAGAAGACAGCUGAUAGAGCUGGAAAGAGGAUGCGACAUAUGCGUGGCGACGCCAGGAAGACUGACAGAUCUGGUGGAGAGAAGAAAGGUGCUCUUCUCGUGCAUUAAGUACCUGGUGCUCGACGAAGCAGACAGAAUGCUGGACAUGGGAUUCGCGCCGCAAAUAAGAGCAAUAGUGACACAUCCGUCAAUGCCAGGCGGUGGCAAGUACGGAGACAACUAUCACCAAGGAUACACAAGCGGUCAGCUGGGAAGCGGAAGGUACGAGAGCACGAGCGGAAGACAGCAGCUGUCGCAAGGAGAAAAGGAAGAAAAAGCAGGGGAGGAAAGACAAACAGUGAUGUUUAGCGCAACCUUCCCGAAGGAAAUACAGCAGCUGGCGAAGGAGUUCCUGAACGACUACAUAUACCUGGCAGUGGGAAGAGUAGGAAGCACAAACGAGUUCAUCAAGCAGAGAAUGGUCUACGCAGACCAGGACCAGAAGGUUAAGUACCUGAUCAAGCUCCUCAAGGAAAACACGAACCUGGGAGGCCUCGUGCUCAUCUUCGUGGAGACGAAGAAGAGAGCAGAUCUGAUCGAAGGCUACCUCCUCAAGGAAAACUUCAAGGCUGUGAACAUACACGGAGACCGCAGCCAGGAGGACAGAGAGAAGGCGCUGAGCCUGUUCAAAGCAGGAGUGAGGCCGAUCAUGGUGGCGACGGACGUGGCAGCCAGAGGACUGGACAUCAGCAACAUCACGCACGUGAUCAACUGCGACCUGCCGACGAACAUCGACGACUACGUGCACAGGAUCGGAAGGACGGGCAGAGCAGGAAACGUAGGAAUCGCCACGAGCCUCGUCAACGAGUCGAACAGGCCGAUCCUCAAGGACCUGCUGCUGCUGCUCCAGGAGAGCAACCAGGAGGUGCCGGUCUGGUUCAAGAAGCUGGUGACCACGGUCAGCGCCCCCGGAAACCUGAAGCGCGUCUCCAGCAAGAACAAGUUCAACAACUCGGGCAUCAACAAGGACAUCAGGGCCGAGAACGAGGUCGCGACGUACAACUACGGCAAGGGGAAGACGUUCCAGGAGUUCGAGGACGACUGGUGGUAG